CGCCGGUACAUCAAUAUAUUUGUGACAGUACACAGAACGUCAAAAAUUUAGAAAAUAAACCGAGGUAGUUCAAGUUAAGCGAGGGUCAAUAACAGCCUAAACUCAAUACCCCUCCUGUUUGAAAUGGGAGGAUGUAUUGGGUCGAAUCGUGAGAACGGGCCGUCGUCUGGGGAAUCGUCAGAUGCCGCAGUUUCUAUAGGGAGGAAUCAACCUUUAAAGCCAGAGAAACCCAAGUGGAAGAGUGAGGUCCCCUUGACUGAGGGUCAAUUGAGGUCAAAGCGGGAUGAGUUCUGGGACACGGCCCCUGCCUUUGAGGGACGGAAGGAGAUCUGGGAUGCACUAAAAGCUGCAGCGUAUGCUCUAGAAACUGGCGAUCAUUCCCUGGCACAAGCCAUCAUAGAUGGAGCUAACAUAUCACUCCCUCAUGGAACACUGAUGGACAGUUACGAUGAAUUAGGGAGCCGUUACCAGCUCCCUGUUUAUGUUCUGAGUGCCCCUACAAACUUAAUAGAGGAUAUAAGUGAAAGUGAGGCUGGAGUGGACUCAGAGAACCAGUCGCCGGGACUGGAAAUUCCCAUCAAGUUCCGAAUCUCCACUUCAAAUAAAGACCUCAAGCUUUAUGUAAGGACCACAGACACAGUGCUGAAACUCAAAAAACGUAUCUGUGAUGAGAUGGGCAUUGAGCCCCGUCUUCAGCGCUGGUUCUUUGCCGGGCGACUAUUGGGCGAUAAACUGAGAGUGGAGGAUGCCAGGAUUCCAAAAUCGUACGUCGUUCAGGUGAUAGUGGCGCCAGAGGCUGGGGACGGAACUACCUAAUUCAUGUCUUUCCGUUUUUUUUUUAUUUUGUUCUGUUUUGACUUGAGAAUUUUUUUAUGCUUUAUGUAAUCAUGAAAUUUCUUUGUUCUCAUGUUUUAUUAGGUAUUUGAUUUUUUUCUUUCCUUACGAUACAGAACAAAUGAAGUUUUUAUAUGAGAUAUUUGAUGUGUUUUUUUCAUUUCAUCUAAAAUAAUUUUUUGGAAAUCAAUCAUGUUUAGAAUUUUCUUUUUAAAAUGUUUGGCAUUGAUUAGCAACAAUUAUCAUUAUUAAUUUUUUUUAUGAAAUUGAGGUUCAGCAGCCCUGUGAAAAGGGAGAUCAAUCACUGGAAUAAAUGUUUUUUGCCUUAUUAUAAUAUUAAAUUUUAGGAGGAAAUUUUGCACAACAUGAUAUUGAAAACAUUUCGAUUCUUUUUAAAAAUCAUUAUCAUUUCAUUGUAAAAUGAAAUUUUGUAUGAGUGAACAAAGGGAUAAUUAUUUUUGAUAUUUUGUUGCUUCUUAACAUGAGUUAAGUAUAAAUUUAAAAUUCAUCUGUUUUUGCUCUCAAUCAAAGAAAUGGGAUGAAUAGCAGAUUUUUAAUCAUAUCUUUGGUAGAAAAGGUCUCCUAGCAUUUUCUUACAAGUACAUAAACAUCAAAAGCAUUAUUCAUGAUAAUUAGCUGGUGAUCAUUAAUUUUCCAUUCAUCAGGUCAAAAUCACAUUGUUCUGCCAUAUCCUCUUAAAAAGUUUUUAUAAAUACAAAUUUUAAUGAUUUAUUCUUCAUUUUCAACAUUUUUUUAUACACAAGAUGGGCAUAGUCAUGUGAUAACCCCAAUUAUUUUUAAGGCCCAUGGUCAACACCCCUCUUUAUUGAAAUGUUGUUCAGUCAGCAUCUAGGGAACUAUGUUAGCAAUCUUCAUAUUAAGAUAGACUAUUAAAAUGUUAUUGGUUUAUUGUAUCAGAAGGAUAGAGAAAAGGUGCAUGUUCUUUUCCUCCAAACUCUCCAAUUUUGGGAUUGGAGAAUUUCAUGUUCUAAAAGACCAUUAAAUAUUAAAUUUUGUAAAUCUGCUUCAACCUUUAGUCAAAAACACAUUUUGGCUGUUUUCAUUGUCCAUUCUUAUUCUUUUAAUCAUAUUAAAAAAAUUAUUGAAUAAGGAAAAUUUACGCAAAAUAUUUCUCCAGAUAGAAUUUUGUUUACAAAGACCUGUUUUAGAUUUGAACCCAUAGUAUUUAGGAGAAAUGUAUGUUCUGUUUUUUUGAUUUCUGUCAGAUUUCCCCCAAAUUGCAAUUCAUUUGAUAUACAUUAAAAGAAAAAUGCUUUUAUAUGCAUGCAUUGGAGAACAGAAAUAUAAUUGAUGUAAGUAUGUUAUUGAAAGGUUAUAGAAAAAUGUACAAUGUUUGUUUAUGGAGGGAAAUUUUGUUCAUGAGAUUAAAUUGUUUUUUAUCACUUCAUCUCUUGUUUAGUCACAAAUCAUAUACAUGUGCAUUUACAAAAAAUUAUUUAGUAUGAGUGUUUUUGAGAUCAUUUUUAUCAUAUUUACAUGUAAAUUUCAAAAUGUUCAUCAGAAAUGUAUUUUUUAUGUACCUAGAUUCAAGAUCAUGUGAUCAGUACAAUAUACAAGUUAUAAAUAUUAUAAAAUUGCACUUACAAAAGGUGAUAUGCAUUCCCUAUACAUGUAGUUUCAAAACGUAUUAAGAACUUUUUAUUCGUUAUAGGGAAUUAUGUUUAUAAUUUGUUUUAAUGUACACUUUUUGUCAGUGCAGUGCUAGCUUUACUUAUUUAUGGAUAUCAUUUAUAUGAACUUUAAAGGCAUUAUAAAAUAAAAAGCAUUUUAUUGUGAAUUUCUAAAAUGUGCACACUUUUGUACCUCUCUGUUGUGAAGUGUGCCUGUUCUUUAUGUACGUGUGUCAAACACCAUUCUUUUUUGUUUGAAACAUUUACUUAAAUUGUUAUUAAAAUCCCUGAAAAUACUUCUAUUUCUGUAGCUCAGCAUGCAAGAAAAUUACAAAAUUAAGACCAAAAUUUUAUGAAUAUAAGGGUACCAAUGUUUGUAUUCAAAGAAAAUACCGCAGCAUAAACAACAGAAUUGUGUAAAAGAUGAGGAAAAUGUCGUAUUGUUAAAAUAAUUUCAUAUAUUUUAUAGAUGGUUAUCAUUAUGUUGUGUUCUUGAGUACAUUUAGGCAUUUUAAAUAUGUCGGAAAAACAAGCCCAACCUUGUCAUUGUCUUAUGAAGACGUUGUGAUUCUCCCAUUCAAACUUUACUACAAUUCACAUUAUAUACCUUUUCAUGUGUUGUUACUUGAAAAAUACUUUUCAAGUCUUGAAGUUUCUUUUAUUGUCUUUGUUUUUCCAUGAUGAGAAAUUGUCAUGUCCCCCCAUCCUUCUUUUACAUCAGAAAAGUACAACAUAGUUACUCUUUAGCAUUCACAAUUAAAAUUCCACAAGUCCUUAGUCUAUUUAUAGCAAAGUGUAGGCCCAGUUUGAUUUUUUGCAUGUGCAAUAUUUGUUUCUAGAACUGUGGUACACAGUUAUGUAUACCAGUCACAUUCAGAUAUGGCCUUGUGAAUGCCUUUUUAAACACUUGAAAUUAAAUCUGACUAGAUCCAGAAGGAUUUUCUAAUGUAUUCAGAAUAAUGAUUGUCAACACAAUAAAACGUAUUUAAAAUUG
This is a messenger RNA of Saccostrea cuccullata (small rock oyster), 3459 nucleotides long. Its product is annotated as ubiquitin domain-containing protein 2-like. Gene Ontology annotation, molecular function: protein binding. The transcript has 3 exons. The record is from RefSeq and is a predicted model, not a curated record. The coding region runs from base 124 to 816 and encodes 230 amino acids. Lineage: Eukaryota; Metazoa; Mollusca; Bivalvia; Ostreida; Ostreidae.